GCCCGAUACAGCAAUUGCUGGAAAAAGGGCUCAUGACUGGGCGGGACAAACUGCCAGACAGGGGUUAAUAGUUGGGGCUUAGUAUCUAGCAUUUGGGGGUGGAGCAUAUGGGAUUUGAAGCAGGCGCGGUUAAGGAGGGUAUCCAUUUUGGAAAGAGAAAACGGAGUGGUAGGACAGCCUGUGAGUACCUGAGAUGGCAGCUUUAGAAGAGCUUUUAGCAAGGAUCCGUGCCCAAGCUGAAGAACAAGGAGAAGGUUGGAUAAGGCAGCAGCUGGCAGCACAACCCCCUGGCCCAUCCAGCAGGAGGAGAACCCGUCCACCCGAACGGUUAAGUCCCUCAGUAAGCAGCAGGGUGAGUCAGAGGAGAAGGAGGAGGAGCCCCUCCCCCCCACCAGGCCCCGGGAGCAACGAUGAGUCACCCCCUGCAGAGAAGAGAGGAGCCGGUAAGAAGCAGCAGCAGGGGGGAAGAAGGGGGGCUAGCAGCAAGGAAGGAGCAGGUCAGAGAAGCCGGGCAGGCACAAGACAAGCAGCAGGGGACCAAGAUGGCGGCGCGGGAACCCUCAGUGCACGAGGAGGCGGGCCCAGACCAGAACCCAGACCAGGCACCAACCGGAGGGAACCAGCAGGCAGGAGACAGGGAGCCAGCAUGGAGGGGGUGACCAGACCAGAAGGAGCAGAGGUGACCCAGCGAGAUGGGGGAAGGAGUGAAGAGCAGCAACACCAAGGCAGAAGGCCCACAGCAGGGAGAGCGGGUGCCAGAGGAAGUGUGGCCAGUCCCUGCAGGGACUGUGCUUGUGGGAGAGGAGAGCCAGCAAGGGUGAGUAUGGAGGCACCCCCGGUUGGGGGUAGCUGGGCUGGUGAGGUCUCCUCUAUCCUUUUACAUCCACAGAGGGACACCGAACGGAGCGGGGACCCAGAGCACAUGGAUGGAGGGCCUAACGCGGGGAGCAGAGAGGCCGGGGGAAGAGUGGCCAGUUCAGGACCGAGCUGUGCUGGGGUGAGAGGAGAACCUGUAAGGGCAGGUAAUGAGGCACCCCUUGCGGGGGGUUGCUGGGCUGGAGGGGUCUCCUCUAUACUUUUACCCCCACAGGCGGCGGCAAGACACGGGUUACGCGGACAGGAAGAGGUCAGCAGCGCAGAAGCAACAGGAGGAGCGCAGAGACCCAGCACAACAGCAGGCACAAGCAGUGCAGGAGACACACCUGUAGCCAUAGGAGCAGCGGGGCCCACUUCGACAGUGGCAUCAAGGGCUGGACCGUUUCAGACAAUUGGCUCCGAGGGCAGCCGCGUCUCCAACCCCUUUCCCAGAUUUUCUGUGGAGGAUCCCAUUCGAUACUUGGCUAGUUGCGUAAGGAAUUCCUUGGCCCCAGCCACAUGGGAGGCAUACAGUAGGGUAUGGCGUCAGUGGGCAGAGCUGGAAAGGUAUGUGCAAGGGCCCCUAGGUAAAGAGGAGCGAGAGGAUUUAGUACUGUGGUUUUUAUUUCUGCAUGGUAAAGAACAGCGUUCCAAGGCAGGCAUGGGAAAGGCCUUAGCAGCAUUAUCCUUUUUCUUUAAGCUGCAGGGUUUUCAGGAUGCCACAAAGAGUUUUGUAGUACGGCAGGUUGCGAAAGGCUGCCGGAGAGGUCAUCCCUCGAUAGACACGCGCAGGCCGGUCACCUUUAGCAUCCUGGAAGGCCUCUUUGACCAGCUGUAUAAAGUUUGUAAAUCGAGUUAUGAAGUUACAUUAUUCCAGUUGGCUUUUUCCUUAGCCUUCUUUGGUGCCUUCCGCAUUGGAGAAUUAGUAAGUAAUACCAAGAGGGAGGAAGGGGGAAUCCAACUGCGGCAUGUAGAGCGGUGUGGUUCAGUGAUUCAGGUGAGAAUUUUUGAGUCCAAAACCGACAAAGGUGGCAGGGGGUUGUCAGUUCAACUUCAUCAAGUAUUGGGGUGUAAGAUUUGUCCUGUUUCAUGCUUCCUUAACUUUUGUAAGGUGCGUAGCUCACAUCGGUUGUCGUUAUUGGUCCAUGAGGAUGAGUCGGUUUUGUCAAGAUUUCAGUUUACUGCGGUAUUUCGGCAAUGCCUCACAGCAUUGGGUCUGGCUGCAAAGGAUUACAGCUCUCAUUCAUUCAGAAUCGGGGCGGCAACGGAGGCUGCCAGAAACGGUUUGGGCGAAUCUACGAUACGUAGAAUUGGGAGGUGGGAAUCCAACCGGUUUCAGCUGUAUGUGAGACCACACUUGGCUUAAGUUAACAUGUUUGACAAGGUUUCAAAAAUUUUUUAUCAUUUGGUUGCUAGUUUUUCUAUUUUUCUGUUCCCCUCCCGCAGGUACAAGGCCGUGUGUUGUUUGGGCGAUGGGGCAUUCCUACAUCUUUUGGGCAGAGCAGCGAGCAGGGCAGCGUGAAGGUGGUAGGUGGUUUGGGCUUCCAAGGGGAACGGUGAAGGUUCAUUGGGAUGGGAUCAGAGGCAUGUCUUGGUGGCAGCUUAGAGAUCGCUUGGCAAGGAAGUUGGAACAAAGGGGCCCUCCCGAUGUCCUUCUUCUGCACCUUGGGGGCAAUGAUGUCGGUAAGAUUCCCAUGAAGAACAUUAUAGAGAGGAUGAAGAAGGAUUUGAAAAAGGUUUGGGAUAGGGCACCAAAGCUAAUUCUAAUAUGGUCUCAGAUAGUCCCUAGGUUGGUGUGGAGGGAAGCGAGAGAAUUGAAGGCACUUGACAAGGUAAGGUCAAAAAUCAACACUACCAUGGCAAAGUUUGUGAAGCGAAAGGGGGGCAUAUCUGUCAGACACAAGAUGAUAGAAGGAGAGCAGAUGUAUUACCGGCAGGAUGGGGUACACCUUAACGAGGUGGGCCUGGAUAUCUUUAAUUUUGGCCUCAGAGAAGGGGUGGAGGUAGCUAUGAAAAUGUGGAGGGGUAUGAGGGAUUGAAGGAGUUCAAGUCCCUCAUACGGUGGCGGGUCCCUGGCAAUGGAGAUAAAUUUUGUUGGCAGUGCCGAGUUUAGCAAGUCCCACUUGUUCAAUGGGACAUGGUUAUGGAUGUUUCCUCUCUAAGAGCGAUGGGUCUCUGGGAGGUGUUACGUUAUAUUGAUACCUUGGUUGAAGCAUGCAACCCUGCGUACCCACCAUGCUGGAAGGCACGAGAGGCUGGUGGCCGGUACGGUUGUCAUGCACUUAGUUUGGCCCAUUGCCAGGGACUUCAGAGCUGGAAGGAUUACUGUUUAGUAUUUGUUAAUAUACUUGUUAAUACUGUUAUUAUUUACUUGUUAUUUAUAUUUAUGUUUAUGUAUU
Molecule: messenger RNA, 3254 nt
Organism: Xenopus tropicalis (tropical clawed frog)
Lineage: Eukaryota; Metazoa; Chordata; Amphibia; Anura; Pipidae
Product: collagen alpha-2(I) chain
Exons: 2
Coding region: 194-2221 (675 amino acids)
Biological process (GO): DNA recombination; DNA integration
Molecular function (GO): DNA binding
Source: RefSeq, a predicted model, not a curated record